GCCGUCCUCUGCGAGGUUGCUGUGGGAGACGAUGCUCACCAGUAAACACAAGGAGGCUCUGAUGGAAGUCCGACGCCACCUGGUGGAGGCGGCCACCAAAGAGAAGCUGCCAAUCAAGAUGAGUAUGGGUCGCGUGACCCCCGAUCAGCUGUGUUCCUAUGUGAAGUUGUUCCGGAGCAGCUGGGAGGCGCUAGAGAGUCACUGCGGGGUGCUUCAGCUGGGCUUGGCCACGGCCCAAACGCUCCGACACCCCAACUUGGCCCGCUGGGAUUCCUGCCUGGGUUUCGAAAGGCUGCUGCUGCAG
Molecule: messenger RNA, 304 nt
Organism: Poecilia reticulata (guppy)
Lineage: Eukaryota; Metazoa; Chordata; Actinopteri; Cyprinodontiformes; Poeciliidae
Source: RefSeq, a predicted model, not a curated record